AGCUUUGGGAUAUUGCCUUUUUCCAGGGGUUUAGUCUUUCGCCGGGGGCUUCACCUUUCGCCUUUUGCCAGUGGCUUCACUUUUCACCGGGGAUUUCGCAUUGCUUCACCUAAUAACAAUGGUGCAGAGUACAUAAAAGGCACCGUAAAUGAGGCAGUCGUACUUCCUCCAAAAGACAAAGUUGCAGGAUCAUAUCAUUGGGAUUUUGAACGACUUUUGUCUAUCUCUUUGAUUCCCCUUACUAUCGCAUCAGUUAUAAAAGGAGCUCAUCCUAUUACUGAUCUUUGUUUCGGUGUCAUUCUCCCAUUUCAUUGCCAUAUUGGAUUUGAUGCAAUUAUUACUGAUUAUUUCCCACCUCAUCGCAGCCCGGGUUCAAAUAAGGUUUUAACUUGGAGUUUAAGAGGUGCUACACUUAUUGUACUCUAUGGCUGUUAUGAAUUUAACACAAAUGAUGUAGGAAUGACUGAACUUGUAAAGAAAGUAUGGAAUGCAUAA
Messenger RNA from Dentiscutata heterogama, 495 nucleotides. The record is from the annotation of a GenBank genome assembly. Lineage: Eukaryota; Fungi; Glomeromycota; Glomeromycetes; Diversisporales; Gigasporaceae.